UGGUGAUGCAAGUCGGCUCUCUGCUCCGGCAGUUGGAUCCCUCCCAUCUCGCAGCACCUCACAGGUCUCUUCCCCGAGCGAGCGGUGCAUUGCUGGAUCGAGGAGCAGCUCACGAAUCAGCUGCAGGUCCCCGGUUUGAAAAGCAGAGAUACAGAGGCAAAGGGAAAAGGGUGGACUCCUGUGUGACCUGAUCUCAGAGCAGAGACAAGCACCAGCUGAAUUCCAGAAGCCCUGUUCAUGUUUGGGGAGAUUUUUCCGACUGCAUGGAAUCAGAGAGAAGCCAGAGGAUGGGAAAUGCCUGCAUCCCCCUGAAAAGAAUUGCUUAUUGCCUAUGUCUCUUAUCUGCGCUUUUGCUGACUGAGGGGAAGAAACCAGCGAAGCCAAAAUGCCCUGCCGUGUGUACUUGUACCAAAGAUAAUGCUUUAUGUGAGAAUGCCAGAUCCAUUCCACGCACCGUGCCUCCUGAUGUUAUCUCAUUAUCCUUUGUGAGAUCUGGUUUUACUGAAAUCUCAGAAGGGAGUUUUUUAUUCACACCAUCGCUGCAGCUCUUGUUAUUCACAUCCAACUCCUUUGAUGUGAUCAGUGAUGAUGCUUUUAUUGGUCUUCCACAUUUAGAGUAUUUAUUCAUAGAAAACAACAACAUCAAGUCCAUUUCAAGACAUUCUUUCCGGGGACUGAAGUCAUUAAUUCACCUGAGCCUUGCAAACAACAAUCUCCAGACGCUCCCAAAAGAUAUUUUCAAAGGCCUGGAUUCUUUAACAAAUGUGGACCUCAGAGGGAAUUCAUUUAAUUGUGACUGUAAACUGAAGUGGCUGGUGGAAUGGCUAGGCCACACCAAUGCAACUGUCGAAGACAUCUACUGUGAAAGCCCUCCAGAAUACAAGAAGCGCAAAAUCAAUAGUCUCUCCUCCAAAGAUUUUGAUUGUAUCAUUACAGAAUUUGCAAAGUCUCAAGAGCUGCCUUAUCAAUCAUUGUCCAUAGAUACUUUUUCUUAUAUGAACGAUGAGUAUGUAGUCAUUGCUCAGCCUUUUAAUGGAAAAUGCAUUUUCCUUGAGUGGGACCAUGUAGAAAAGACCUUCCGGAAUUAUGACAAUAUUACAGGCACGUCCACUGUAGUAUGCAAGCCUAUAGUCAUUGAAACACAGCUCUAUGUUAUUGUGGCCCAGCUGUUUGGUGGCUCUCACAUCUAUAAGCGAGACGGUUUUGCGAAUAAGUUCAUAAAAAUCCAGGACAUUGAAAUUCUCAAAAUUCGAAAACCCAAUGAUAUUGAAACAUUCAAGAUUGAAAACAACUGGUACUUUGUUGUUGCUGACAGCUCAAAAGCUGGUUUUACUACCAUUUACAAAUGGAAUGGAAAUGGAUUCUACUCCCAUCAAUCCUUACAUGCGUGGUACAGGGACACUGAUGUGGAAUACCUAGAAAUAGCCAGAACACCUCAGGCGCUCAGAACGCCUCACUUAAUCCUGUCCAGUAGUUCCCAGCGUCCAGUAAUUUAUCAGUGGAACAAAGCAACACAAUUAUUCAUUAACCAAACUGACAUCCCUAACAUGGAGGACGUGUAUGCUGUAAAGCACUUCGCAGUGAAAGGUGAUGUGUACAUUUGCUUGACAAGAUUCAUUGGUGAUUCCAAAGUAAUGAAAUGGGGAGGCUCCUCAUUUCAGGAUAUCCAGAGGAUGCCAUCACGAGGAUCUAUGGUGUUCCAGCCUCUUCAGAUAAAUAACUAUCAAUAUGCAAUUCUUGGAAGUGAUUAUUCUUUUACUCAAGUGUAUAACUGGGAUGCAGAGAAAGCCAAAUUUGUGAAAUUUCAGGAAUUAAAUGUUCAGGCACCAAGAUCAUUCACAUAUGUGUCUAUUAAUAAACGCAAUUUUCUUUUUGCUUCCAGUUUUAAGGGAAAUACACAGAUUUACAAACAUGUCAUAGUUGACUUAAGCGCAUGACACACCAGUUCUGUGGCUGCCAUCAGAAACUUUCUACAGUACAUGGUCCGGAUGAACUCAAUGCAUGAUAACUCUUCUUAUCCCACUUGCAAAUGAAUGCCUUUCAAACAUUGAGACUGCUAGAACCAAGCACUACCAGUAUCCCCAUCUUUAACUGUCCAGUCCGGUGGUGUGGGAAGUUACCUUUUAUAAGAGAAAAUUGAAUUGUAUAACUGUUAUUUGCAGUGAAGAUGUGUAAAUAAGCAUUUAAUGGUAUCUGUUACUCCAAAAAGAAAUAUUAAUAUGUACUUUUCCAUUUAUUUAUUCAUGUGUUCAGAAACAACUGCCAAAUAAAAUGUUUACAUUUUCUUUCAUAUCCCAAGGUAAUUACUUAAGGGAGUUUAGGUUUUUUUCUUGGUGAUGGUGUAUUUAGGAAAUAGUUUUAUACCAUAAGGUUCUAUUUGAAUUAAGAGUUUAUGUAUGUUGUGACUGAGUGAAGGUGAAACAUUGAUAUUGAUUACCAUAAUUUAUGAAAAGGUUCAUCCGUUGAUUUUGAACAUUGAAAGGUGUUUCCAAAAGUCAUGGUUUUUAGGAACACUUUGAGGUAAAGUGGUGACAAAUUAAAAGAAGGGUAGAGAAAUUUGCUUAUUACAAGAAGACUAAUUUGGAAUAAAAACUGUAAGACCCAUCCUUUCCUAUUCAAUAGCUGCAGCUACAGCAAUCAUUCAAACAACUUAAAGGAUAAGUUAUAGCCAAGAUUUGGGAUUUUCAAAACCCUCUUUAGGAAUUUUCUAACUGUCUGACUCUAGAAUCAUCUGACAGCUGAUUGAGAUUGUAACCUUAAAGCACUGGCCUCAAAUACACUUGGAAUGAAGGCCUCUUGAUUUGACCAAGGACUUCUAGGCCAAGUUUGAUGUUAUUGACAUGCUGCAGAGUGCCAAGGAGAAUCAUAUUUGAUUUUCUAAAACCCUGCUCCUGGAUCACAAGGGUCAGUAGCAAGUAACACAAUGCCUGUGCACUCUGUGGGCUCUCAGAGGUGCACAUGUGUCUACUGUUAGAAUAAUACACUUUAUGAGGCCCUUUGAUCUUACCAGUCAGUAUGUAUUGAGUACCUAAUAAGAAUAAGGUAUCAUUCCUGUGGUGUUGGGGAGAGAACUGAGAGAGGGUAAGGCACUGUUCUUGCCCUCUGAGUCCUUAGAAGGCUCAUUGGCGGGUUAGGACACAGCAGAGCAAGCAGUAAGUGGCAGGUAUCAUCUGAACAUCCAAUUGUAAGUUUCAGGAGAGCAUCAGAGAUGUCUUCCUGAAAGAAGUGGUCCUUGUUUGAACUUAAGGGAAGAUAGGAGUUUAAAUGGGGAUUACAACAGAGAAAGUAUUCCUGGCACUUGGUUCUGCAUGCUGCCUUUAAGGAAGGGAACAGAGCUUCCUCCAGCUUCCCCAGAGUCUUUGACCAAAUGAUUGUGGGAAGGUGUGGGUAAGGGGACAGCAACACCUCUGCCAGCACUUACCUGGAAAACUUGUGGCAUCAAAGGUACACACCUCAUUAUAGAGUCUUCCAGAAGCAACACCUUAGGGAGUUAUGCACAGGAACCCAACUCCUUUAUACAAUAACAUGGCUAAGAUAUUAACUCUGAUAUCAGGGUUAUGGGGGAGGAGGAUAAGGCUUAACCACUCCUGAUCCUGCACAUAGGGGGAACUGGCCUUUGAUUGCAUUCCUUUUCUCAGUUCCUAUUUUCUGUAAGCAGCCUAUAUGCUGUUGGAGAACACCUGCUUUGUAGAGACAGGGAUCAUGUCCAACCUUGCCGUGUACUGGCUUUGUCCACAGACAAGUUACUUUCACCUCUCUGAGCCUCGGUUUCUUCAUCUGUAAAGGGACAAUAAUGCCUACUCCAAGGACAUGGAAGAAUUAAGGAGCACAUGGCAGAUGGAACUUUUCAAAUAUGGCCUAACUGUAUCUCCCAUCCCACAUGUGCUAUGAGAACCUGGCCCGCAUCCCAUCAGGGAGUGGUUCCUAAUUCCUCUGUUCUUAAUUCUGGACGGGCAACCAAUAGAAUGCUGAGGAAAUUAUGCAGUUUGACUUUGGAGGCUGGGUUACAAAAUGAUGAUGCUUUUGCCUUGUGAACCUGAACUGCCACGGCAAGAGUCCUACCAGCUUGAAGCCACUAUUCUGUGAGGAAGCCCAGGGUUUGGUCAGCAACCUCAGCUGAGAUCUCAGCAUCAACCACUGUCAUCUGAGUGAUGGCUCCAGGGGAUUCCAUCUCCCAGUUGUCAAGCCACCACCAGCCAUCAAAUCUUCCCAACUGAAGCCCUGGAUGUUACGGAGCAGAGUCAAGCCAUCCCCACAAUCACCUACCCAAAUUCCUGACCCAUAGAAUCUAUCACAUAAUAAAAUGGUUGUUUUAAACAGCUAAGUUUGGGGUGCUUUGUCACACUGGAGUAGUACUGGGAAUAGCACUUGAAGUGCUGAACCCACAAUUGGCUAAUGGUCCCACACCCACAGUGUAUGAGUUUGGGUCACACUCUUCCUUUAUGUCUUAAUGUAAUUCACUGUCAUUUCAUUUUUAAAUGCUCUCUUCUGUUUUCAAUAUGUUUUCGUGUUCUUACUCUGUGCCGGGCACUGUGCUGAGUUGAGGGAUGCAGACAUUAAAGACUUGCUCUGUUUGUUUUCUUAGGA
Messenger RNA from Pipistrellus kuhlii (Kuhl's pipistrelle), 4587 nucleotides. RefSeq names its product leucine rich glioma inactivated 1 (gene LGI1). The transcript is spliced from 8 exons. The record is from RefSeq and is a predicted model, not a curated record. Gene Ontology annotation, molecular function: protein binding. Bases 264 to 1937 code for a protein of 557 amino acids. Lineage: Eukaryota; Metazoa; Chordata; Mammalia; Chiroptera; Vespertilionidae.